ACCUUGUGCAGUCACGUGACACAUGAGUCACGUGAUGUCGCCUGAGGAAGCGAGUUAUGUCUUGCCCCGAUGCUGAACCUCUACAGUAAAUGCAGAACACACAGAAAAACGUCGUCCUCAUGGCUAUCUUCUCGGACAGUUAACUCCACGCCAACAACACACUCGCGUUUUAUAACAGCUUUUAUUUGCCAUCGCUUAUUCUGAAACAGUUCAGAUUUUUAUGUCGCAUAUUUAUUUAUAGUUUCAAAGCGUUUACAUGGCUACAGCAAGCGGGAAUUGCAACCACGGCGGCGCUGGUUCAGAGAAGGAGAGGUUGGUUUCCUCUGUGUCUCCUCACGGCUACGGCUCCAGCGACAGCAGCGACAAGCAUGUUCACCACAGACACAGCCAUGGCAACCCCCGGUUGCCCACAGCAACGGCGGGGGGCUGGCUGGGGGCAGAGCAGGAAGAGGAGGCCCUGCGCAGGAAGCUCAAGUACUUCUUCAUGAGCCCCUGUGACAAGUUCCACGCCAAGGGCCGCAAGCCCUUCAAACUGGGCCUGCAGCUGCUCAAGAUUAUCAUUGUCACGGUGCAGCUGGUGUUGUUUGGCCUCAGCAACCAGAUGGUGGUGACGUUCAAGGAAGAGAACACCAUGUCCUUUAAGCACAUCUUCUUGAAGGACUAUGACGAGGGCUCCGACGACACGUUGGCCGUGUACACACAGAGCGACGUCUACGAGCACAUCUUCUACGCCGUAGACCAGUAUUUGAUGCUACCCGAGACCACGGUGGGACGCUAUGCGUACGUCUAUGGGGUCGGGGUGAACGGGAGUGCCCUCUCUCUCUGCCAGCAGUACUACAAGAAGGGCAGCAUCGAUCCCGCCAAUGAUACCUUCAACAUUGACCCUCAUGUUAUCGCAGAUUGUGUGGGGGUUAACCCUCUGUCAGUCCCUCGAGCGCCUUUCGGCAGUGACUACAAGAACUUUACCCUCAAGUUCCACAAACUCAUAAACGUGACGAUACAGUUCCACCUAAAGGCCAUCAACAUUCAGACCAUCAUCAACAACGAGAUUCCUGACUGUUACACCUUCUUCAUAACGAUAGUCCUGGACAACAAGGCUCACAGUGGUAAAGUGAGGAUCAGUCUGGAAAACCAGGCUUUUAUAAAGGAGUGUAAAGACCCCAGUGUGUCCGGCCACGCGGAGAACUACACGCGGGUAACGUUUGACGUGGUUGUGGUGAUUGUUUGUAUACUGUCCCUGGUGCUGUGUGGCCGCUCCAUACUCCGCGGCAUCAUACUACAGGCCGAGUUUGUCGAGUUCUUCAAGACCAACCUGGGCCGGAAAGUAAGCUGGGACGAAAGGAUGGAAUUCAUCAACGGCUGGUACAUCCUGCUCAUCAUCAGUGACGUCCUCACCGUCAUCGGCAGCAUCAUCAAGAUUGGCAUCGAAUCCAAGAAUUUGUCAUCGUAUGAUGAGUGUGGCAUCCUGUUGGGGACCUCCACCUUGUUGGUGUGGGUCGGAGUCAUUCGCUACCUCAGCUUCUUCCAGAAGUACAAUAUCCUGAUCGUGACCUUGCGAGCUGCGUUCCCCAACGUGAUCCGGUUCUGCAGCUGUGUGGCUGUCAUUUACCUGGGCUACUGCUUCUGUGGCUGGAUCGUGCUGGGGCCCUAUCACGUCAAGUUCCGCUCUCUCUCCAUGGUGUCGGAGUGCCUGUUCUCGCUGAUCAACGGCGACGACAUGUUUGUGACUUUCUCUGAGAUGCAGGAGAGCAGCACGCUGGUGUGGGUGUUCAGCCAGGUCUACCUGUACACCUUCAUCUCCCUCUUCAUCUACAUGGUACUGUCGCUCUUCAUCGCCCUCAUCACCGGUGCCUACGAGACCAUCAAGCACCAAACCCAGGAGCCCUACCACAUUACGGACCUGCACGCCUUCAUCGCAGAGUGCACUGACACGCCCAGCUCGGGCAUGUACCGGGGCCUCGAGACCUCGCCCUGCUCCUUCUUCUGCUGCUGUGACAGAACGACAACAUACGAGGAUGUCCUUUUGGUGAACUGACUGGGUUGUGGUGUCUGGACCUACAGCGCUCUCUGCUGGCCCGGAGCGCUGCACUGCAUCCAGAUUUUCAUUGUCUUUACCAUCGAAUCUGGUUCAGGCAUGAGCCAGGACUAUGAGCUGAAAGCCUAGUCUUUUUUGAGUGGAUUCAUUGACUAGACCACCUGCGUUGUGUGAAUGUUAUAGGGAUGUUGCACAGUAAUAUACAGCUCAACACCGCAUUCCCCACACAGAAAGAGAACAGUGUUUUGCCAAAAUUGGGAUUUACGCACAAUCCAUACUUGCUGAGGGCCAUAGUGCAAUGUCUUGUUAGCACAUUUAGCUGCUUUUUAAUGGUUUUACAUGAUUUUUUAGGUGUUCAGUAAGCUGCACAAGGGACAAGAACUGGACAAAGCAUGUUUUUUUUUUUAUGUCAGAAGUUCUGGUUAUAUAUGAAGGUUGAUGACAUUGACAUGCGUACUUCAUCCUAGGCCAGAGACUGCUCUGGAGUAGCACUUCAACUGUCCCUAAGGAGAGAGCACUAAAGUCCAAUUCACAUGACUCAUGCAAGAACGUCAUUGCCCUGUCAUGAGGCGCAUGCCCAUCAAGAACUGCUGAGAGCAAGGCUGGCUUGGCCACAGCUCUUUGUGGUCACCACCACUGAACUCAGUACAAGUCAAUUGAACUUAAACCCUGCACUGCGCCUGGACCCAAUGGCUCACUCAAUGACCUUAAUCUUUGCUCUUUGCUGUACAAAUCUCUUGCCAAAUAGGCUGUGGUUAGACAGGCAGCCCAAUUCGGAUCCCCCCCCCCACUAAUUGGCCUUUUGACCUUUCACAUCAGAUCUUUUUCAGAGUUGAUUUGAUUGGUAAAAAUACGAUCAGAUUUGAGCUUCCUGUCUAAACGCAGCCAUAGUAUUUCAGCGUUUUUAAGACCGAUCAAUUAAAAAACCAGUACUCACACCCAGGUGCUGGUUCUGGUCUCCAGGAACAAUAUCCAUAGAAUUGUUCUAUAGUUUUAAGUUGGACACAGAAAGAGAUGCAGUGCAUCAUCUCAAGCACACCUACAGUACCAGUGGUUUCAGUAGGUGUUAAUCCGAUGACGCAGCACACAGGGUAAACGUCAGUGCCGUUGUUGAUUUUGUACGUGUCAAGUUCUACACUGUACGCUGCGUGCUGAACACUGCUUCGUCAGAGUUCAUUUGAAAAGGGGAUCCGUAGUGAAGUAAUCAAGUCUACUCCCGAGUCUCACAAAGACCCACCAUGGCACAACAUUCCGGUCGCAAUGGAAAUAUGACUGUCCAAUUUUGCCUGACCUGAAUGUCACUUCCUUAUAUGAGGAAACUACACGAUUGGAAAAUGGAGAGUUCAUCUAUUUUUUUUUGUGUGUGAAUUUUUAAAGGCCUGUGCUCCAGUCAUGGACAAUAUGGAUGGAGAACUGCAAAUUGUAUCCGACUGGUUUAAAGAACAAAGACUGCCUGCGAGUAACGGGGAGAGGAUAACGAGCAGGCAGGACAGCUAAACGAGGCCAGGGGGAUGGGGUAUUUGCGAGCAUUGCAGUAAUGCUUGUGGUGUUGACCCAGAAGAAUGUUCUUACGUAUGUUUCGUUCCCAUUCUGUUUUCCGUCUCAUAAUGAUGUCUAGUUUAAAACGAACCAAUUGCUUUGUCCUUGUGAAAGUUUAAAUUAUUUUUUGUUUUUUUUUAAUGUUGGGUUGUUUAUGUAUCUAGAGAGAAACGCCUAAGGGGAGCGUGGUCUUCAGGUUCAGGCUCCAGAAAGUGGUCAUGCAUUGAGCUUUGUACUCCAAUCACCUUUGAAGGAGGAGGAAAUAGGUUAUAGGCCUGCUUCCAUUUCGGUCCCAGCUACUUCUAAAAGCGAACCUUUUGGCGUUGAUAGAUUCCAUAGAACCAAGGUGUAGGCAAAGUUAUAUGUGAAUAUAACCUCCCAAAUAGGCUAAAAGCAGAGCUUUCACCAUAUCCGUUCUUUAGGAUCUGAGAACACCAAAGGGCUAGAGGCCACGAGAAGUGGCUAGGGGCCGAAAUGAUACUGGGCCAUAGCCUGUCUGUCGGUUAGUGAUGAGUCAUGUAGCUCUUAUUUGAAUGGUGAUAUAGUACAUUUUAAAUUAAAUGUAUGUUCUUAACUAAGCAGUACACCAACAGGAUUUGUUUUUGGCCUGGCGUUCGUAUAUUGUAGUAUUAGACACUUAAGAGGUCCUGUCCGAGCAGUCUGUAGACAUUUAUACAGUUCAUUGUGUAAUCUUUUUUUUUUUUUAUGUUCAUCUUACUUGAACAUUGUUUUGAGUAUGUUGGAUCUCUGUGCCACACUCGGUAUGAUGCCAAACCACUGAUGAUUAAAUGCCUGUUUGUUCACA
This is a messenger RNA of Oncorhynchus mykiss (rainbow trout), 4379 nucleotides long. RefSeq names its product mucolipin-1. The record is from RefSeq and is a predicted model, not a curated record. Gene Ontology annotation, cellular component: plasma membrane; lysosomal membrane. Gene Ontology annotation, molecular function: NAADP-sensitive calcium-release channel activity. Lineage: Eukaryota; Metazoa; Chordata; Actinopteri; Salmoniformes; Salmonidae.